This is a messenger RNA of Mesoplodon densirostris (Blainville's beaked whale), 573 nucleotides long. RefSeq names its product transmembrane protein 244 (gene TMEM244). The record is from RefSeq and is a predicted model, not a curated record. Lineage: Eukaryota; Metazoa; Chordata; Mammalia; Artiodactyla; Ziphiidae. The transcript has 6 exons. Bases 1 to 573 code for a protein of 190 amino acids.
AUGGGCACAGUAUCUGGACUUUCAACUCAGGUUGUUUUGCAGAACCUUCUCAUAUGUGUCAUCCUCUUCUACACUGUGUAUUACGUGGCUCUGGGCAUGUACUGGGUGAUGCUCAAGGUGUCUGAGUUGGAUGUCCUGGCACCAUCUGAUUUCAAAACAAAUCUUUCAUGGCUCAACACAAAUUAUAAAGUUCUUUUAGUCUCAUCAGAGAUCACCUACUUUGUUUGCGGAUUGCUUUUUGUUCUGGUGGUAGAAGAAUGGGUUUGGGAUUAUGGUAUUUCAGUAACUAUUUUUCAUGUUGCCAUCACUUCAACUGUUAUGUUGGAAUUCCCUUUGACAUCACAUUGGUGGGCUGCUUUAGCGGCUACUGUAUUGGACAAUAGGGGAGGAUCUCGUUUACCAGGGAGGAAUGGUACCACCUGCAGAUAUUAUAAUUCAGCCCAUCAGGCUGAGUUCAAGGCUGAGUUACUUAGUGCAAAAAGAUCCACCCUCAAGGAAAGGAAAAAGUGCAUAGAAAACCCAGAGAUUGUCAUCCCGGCCAUGAUGCGUAAAGGCUGUGUGUACAUUGUCUAG